UUUUCAAUAAAGAAAACGCCUAAACUGUGCUGUCCGUUUCACUUUAUUUCUACAGGCCGACUCAGAUUAAGUCUGAGGCCGGUAACAUCAACAGUGAGGACAAACUCAGCUUGCCUCUCUCCUUCCACACUGAGUCCAAUCCUACAGUCACUGGGUCCUGAUUGUGACAGUGGAGCCCAGUUUGCACUGCAGGGUCCAGAGAUGGCAUCAGUGAAGCUGGAAGACUGCAGUCAAACACUGGAGGUGAAUGUCAACAUUAAAGAUGAAGAAGAGGAGGAGAUGAUUGGGAAAUCUGUUAAUCAUGGACACCGUGUUGAGACAUUCUCUACAUCCAGAGAGACACAGCAGGAAGAUCACAGAGCUAAGAGGUCUCACCACUGCCCACGUUGUAAGGAGAGUUUCUCAAUUCUAUCAAAGUUAAAAAUACACCUAAAAAUACACACAGGAGAGAAUCUGUAUUCCUGUACUGACUGUGGGAAGAAUUUCACAACAUUAAAGGUUCUGACAGUUCAUCAGAGAGUGCAUGAACGGAUACACACAGGAGAGAAGACUUACUCCUGCUCUAAUUGUGUAAAAUGCUUCACAUCAUCAACUAAGCUAAAAAUUCAUCAGAGAACACACACAGGAGAGAAGCCUUACUUAUGCUCUGACUGUGGGGCUAGUUUCUCUCGACUGGGCCACCUAAAAACACAUAAACGUAUACAUACAGGAGAGAAGCCUUACUCCUGCCCGGACUGUGGAAAGAGUUUCUCUCGACUGGGCAAUUUAAAAACACAUGAACGUAUGCAUACAGGAGUAAAGCCUUACUCCUGCUCUGACUGUGGAAAGAGUUUCUCUCGACUCGGCCACCUAAAAACACAUGAACGUAUACAUACAGGAGAGAAGCCUUACUUCUGCUCUGACUGUUUAAAAUGCUUCACAACAUCAACUGAGCUAAAAGUUCAUCAGAGAACACACACAGGAGAGAAGCCUUACUCCUGCUCUGAUUGUUUAAAAUGCUUCACAACAUGCUCUGGGCUUGAAGGUCAUCGGAGAACACACACAGGAGAGAAGCCUUACUCCUGCUCUAAUUGUGUAAAAAGCUUCACAUCAUCGACGAAGCUGAAAAAUUCAUCAGAGGACACACACAGGAGAGAAGCCUUACUUAUGCUCUGACUGUGGGGCGAGUUUCUCUCGACUGGGCCACCUAAACACACAUGAACGUAUACAUACAGGAGAGAAGCCUUACUCCUGCUCCGACUGUGGAAAGGGUUUCUCUCGAAUGUGCAACUUAAAAACACAUGAACGUAUACAUACAGGAGAGAAGCCUUACUUUUGCUCUGACUGUGUAAAAUGCUUCACAACAUCAACUGAGCUAAAAGGUCAUCAGAGAACACACACAGGAGAGAAGCCUUACUCCUGCUCUGAUUGUGUAAAAUGCUUCACAACAUACUCUGGGUUAAUAGGUCAUCAGAGAACACACACAGGAGAGAAGCCUUACUCCUGCUCUGACUGUGUAUGCAUACGUUCAUGACUGGGAAAAGUUUCUCUCGACUGGGCCACCUAAAAACAUAAUCGUAUGCAUACAGGAGGGAAGCCUUACACCUGCUCAGACUUUGGAAAGAGUUUCUCUCGAAUGGGCCAGUUAAAAAGACACAAAAAAUACAUAAAAUAUACAUAAAAUCAGAAGAGCCUCUUCAGUUCUCAAAGACCAGCUGAGAUUAAAGUCACUCCAUCCCUUAAGUCUCGUAAAAUAAGUGAUAACUGUGAACUGGAUCAAGUGAAGAAAGUGUAGAACACUCUAUUGAAAUCCUAUUGUUUCUCACUGUGAGAGAACUGUGCAGAGGAAAGGGAGCAUUACAGAAUGUUAGCCUCUCUUUACUGAUCAGUGUGCACCUUGUCAGUUUUGGUGUGUUUUGUUAGCUUCUACUGUAAAGAUAUUGAGAUGACCAUGGAUUUGCCCUUAGGGUUGAAUAUCCUCUGUGAGGCGUCUCACAAUGGAGUGGUUGACUGGGUGGUACUGCUUCCAUGAGAUGGUUGACACAACAUACACUGAGUGUACAAAACAUUAAGGACACCUGCUCUUUCCAUGACAUAGACUGACCAGGUGAAUCCAGGUGAAAAGCUAUGAUCCUUAAUGAUGUAGUUUUUGUGUAUUUAUUAUGGAUCCUCAUUAGCUUCCAGCAGAAAACAAGAGACUGCGGUUGCAGUGGGCUAAGGAAUGAAAACACUGGACACUGGAACAUUUUAAAAACAUGGACUGGUCUGAUGAAUCCUGGUUCCUGCUGUGUCAUGCUGAUGGGAGGACUAGGGAAUGGAGGAAACCACGAGUACAUGUAUCCCUGCUGUGUCAACAUUGCAGGCUGGUGGUGAUGGUGUGGAGUGUGUUUCAUGGCACAUAUUGGACCCCUUGAUAGAAGUGGAGCAGCGUUUGAAUACCACAGGAUAUCUAAACAUCCUUGCCAAUCAGGUGCAUCCCUUCAUGGCAGCAGUGUAUCCAUCUGCAAAUAGAUUUUUUUCAGCAGGAUUAUGCCCCAUGGCACAAAGCUUGUUCAGGAAUGGUUCCAAGAACAUGACAGUGAAUUCUGCGGUGGCCUGCUGAGUCACCAGUUCUCAAUCCAAUUGUGCAUCUGUGGCAGGAGAUGGAACGAGCUAUUCGGAGUAGAUCCACUCCCAGCCGACUUGACACAAUUGUAGGAAUCAUUGGAGUCGACAUGGACCAGCAUCCCUGUGGAACGCUCUCAACACCUUGGACACUCUAUGCCCUGAUGAAUUAAGGCUGUUCUGAGGACAAACGGGGCUGCAACUGAAUAUUAGGAAGGUGUUCCUAGUGUUUUGUGCACUCCGUGUAUAUCAGAUAAAGAUGGUGAAAUGAUCAGUUUUUAGCAUUAGUUUGGGUGGAUUAUUUUAUAUUACUAAACAACUUUUGUUUAAUGAUAAACAGACUAUGAACUGUAUUUUAAUACUGGAUGUAUUAUUUUAGUCAUUGAUAAAUGUAUUUGAAUAACUGUAUUGAAGGUAAUUGAUCUGGCGGCAGGUAGCCUAGCGGUUAAGAGUGUUGGGCCAGUAACUGAAAGGUCACUGGUUUGAAUCCCGAGCCGACUAGGUGAAAAAUCUGUCAUUGUGCCCUUGAGCAAGGCAAUUAACCCUGAAUAUUUCCUGUAAAUCGCUCUGGAUUAGAGCAUCUGCAAAGUGACAAGAAUGUAAUGAAAAAUGUUUGUACAUGAUUUUUUUUUUACCAUUAUUUAACUAGGCAAGUCAGUUAAGAACAAAUUCUUAUUUUCAAUGAUGGCCUAGGAACAGUGGGUUAACUGCUUUGUUCAGGGGGAGAACAACAGAUUUUUACCUUGUCAGCUCGUGAUUCGAUUUUGCAACCUUCCGGUCACUAGUCCAACGCUCUAACCACUAGGCUACCUGCUGCCCCGGUGCGCAACCACUUCUUUUUCUCUUGUGUAUAAUUAAAUGAAAUAAACUGUUUGAAGUGAAAUACUGUAUAUACAAUACACAACAUUACCACUUUGUUUACCCUGGUCAGACGGACAGGGCCAUAGUAAGCUAGAUUAUGUAGCUGUUGUUGUUAGUAGCCUACAGUUUCCAUGCAAUACAGCAUGUCAGAUCACUAAUGAGUCUGUGUUUAGGCUGCUACAUUUAUGCAAGAGUUUUUGCUUGUGUCUUUCGGGAGUGACGUAUUAUCAGGCUAUAUAACUACUGGAGGGAAGUGGAGAGCCGCCUUGAACUUUGUACCCGGCCCGCCCGAGAUGGUCAAGAGACGCAGAGAGCCUGCAGCAGCACUCUGAAGUGAAGAACAGCCCUUACAAAAAUGUACGAUUGUAGUACAAUUAAAAAUACAUAGCAUGGUAUUGUUGUGGAAUGGUAGGGACCACAAAACUUGGAACAUAGAAGAAACUGACAGAUGUGUCAUAAUAGCCCGGAAGUAACGCUGCACUUGGAGACACAUUUGAAAUGGAUUACAUUGUCUCCACCCUGCUGCAUGUAUUCAAUCACAGUAAAAUACGAUUCAAAUGUAUUGUUGGAAGGGCUGUGGUCACCAUUCAUGUAAUACAUUAAAUAUAUACAUCAGAUGGUAUUGGGGAGCUUUUCACAGGUACAUUAUUUACUCCUUUCAAUCUUUUACCAACCAACCCUAUGCUUGGUGUGACUGUUAUGGGCAGAGCAGACCAUCUGAUAUGCCCUUAAAUAUUGUAAUAUGUAACCUGGAAUUAAAAUGUAAGAGGACCAGUGCUUCUACAGUGAAA
This is a messenger RNA of Salmo salar (Atlantic salmon), 4235 nucleotides long. RefSeq lists its product as uncharacterized. The record is from RefSeq and is a predicted model, not a curated record. Gene Ontology annotation, biological process: regulation of transcription by RNA polymerase II. Gene Ontology annotation, molecular function: DNA-binding transcription activator activity, RNA polymerase II-specific; RNA polymerase II cis-regulatory region sequence-specific DNA binding. Gene Ontology annotation, cellular component: nucleus. NCBI's taxonomy places the organism in Eukaryota, Metazoa, Chordata, Actinopteri, Salmoniformes, Salmonidae.